AUGGCGCCCUCCACCUUGGAUCUGCUGGUGAUCACUUUCAAUUGCGCGAAGGCGCUGAUCAAUCCGCCCAUAUUUGCAGGCCAUUUGCAAACCAGCUUCAGUCAAAAUGCCUCUAGCCUACCCGAUUUAGUUGUUUUUUCUCUGCAGGAGGUUGCACCAAUGAGUUACUCGUUCAUCGGUGGCUAUUUCCUCAGUCCCUAUUUCCAACGAUUCGAGGAUGCGCUCAACCUUGCCGCUCUCCAAUUCGAAGACGAUAGACAAGACGUUGUCUUCAUCACACGCACAGAGCAACCCAAGAAGCCCUACAGCUUAGUUCGAGCCAGAAAUGUGGGCUACACGGCCAUUUUAUUCUUCGCCCGCGACCCAGACCGUCUACACAACAUACAAGAAGCAGAAGUUGGGUUCGGCGCUGCUGAAAUGGGGAACAAGGGUGCAGUUGGCAUCAGAGCUUUGUUUGAGGGUACGGCCGGAAAAGAGACCGAAGUCACAUUUAUUGCCACCCAUUUGGCAGCAAUGGAAUGGAACCUGGCAAGGAGAAAUGCGAACUGGGCCGCCAUUGUGAGGGGUAUGACCUUUGAGAAUCCGGAGGUUGUGAUCGAAAAGCACCGGGGAGCAAGCCCGGCUUCUUCGGAGGACGAUAACGAGGUGGAAACGGCAGGGCUUCUCCGUGAUGAACAGCAUGUCGACCUACAGCGCCAACUUCAUGAUAUAUCCGUCUUCAAACCAUCCUCCCACCUCUUCGUUGCGGGAGACCUGAACUACCGCAUCUCCACCACGUCCCCGCCGCCAGGCGCUGCCUUUCCUUCCCUUGACCCCGAAUCCGAAAACCACUACCUCUCCUUUCUGUCUCGUGAUCAGCUUACUCGCGAGCGCAAGGCUAACCGUACCCUCCACGGCCUGAGCGAGGCAGAAAUCAAGUUUCCACCUACCUACAAGUAUGAUAUCAAGCCGGGCAGCGAGGAUGAGAACCCCGAGUGGUCCUUUGCUCCCCAUCGAUAUCCGAGUUGGACUGACCGGGUACUGUAUCUUGAUACACCAUCUCCUAGCGAUGAAUCCGUCCAAAUCGUUGCAUAUAAUGCUAUGCCAGUUGUCGCGACCAGUGACCAUCGCCCUGUAUUCCUGCGUGCAUCGGUUCCGCUGAUAGAGCCUGCAACCCUAGCCGGAAGCCUCACAGGCGCCGAUCAAUCAGAUCCCCGGGUACGGCUACCAGUCGAGAUCGACCCAGAGGCUUGGGAGAGGAGAGUGGCCGCGCGCAGGAAGGAGACAGUCGUUGGGUGGACGAGCUUCAUUUGGAGCACCCAGCAAGGCGCCAUGAUUUUGGGAACAGUUGUGGCGCUUGCAGCUGGGUGUUACUGGUUCCUUACAGCGGCAAGCACAUGA
Molecule: messenger RNA, 1380 nt
Organism: Clonostachys solani
Lineage: Eukaryota; Fungi; Ascomycota; Sordariomycetes; Hypocreales; Bionectriaceae
Source: the annotation of a GenBank genome assembly